This is a messenger RNA of Linum trigynum, 1111 nucleotides long. The record is from the annotation of a GenBank genome assembly. Lineage: Eukaryota; Viridiplantae; Streptophyta; Magnoliopsida; Malpighiales; Linaceae.
UUGAAUACAGGUGUGAAACAAAUUAACACCCUAAAAAAAUUUGAGAAGGGAGUCAACUUUAGAGCAUAAAUGCAGCUGCAUCAGGAACCGACAAUACUAAUACCGGUCAAUUUGAAACCACUGGUGGACCGACAAUAGCCGCAACAGGUGUGCGAAACGACGGGGAUGUUAUCCGAGAUGUUCAAUUUCGCUCCCACCAGCAGACCGCCCGUCCUCGCCUCCGUGCACUUGCUAGACCAUCACCAUCCCACCGUCAAUGGCUGGUACGACGGCAACAUAGAUACUUCUUCCAAGGAUAAUGCAAAUAAUCAUCAUCAUCAUCAUCAUCAUCAUCAUGUAAUCAGACCGACUUCCACCUCCAGAUUCCAUCCACGAUUGAUGUGGAUUCGGCGGCGUGCAACUCUUCCUCUCCAAUCCGCCGCGAUACCCGUCUCCACCAGUACCACUGUCAUCGUCCUCCACUCUUCACAUGCUUCUCCCACAUAGGUACGCCUCCCACCCGACGCGAUUCUCGUGGGUCUCGGAGUCGAACCCCUCAGAAAUUGGUUGCACGGUUGAAGGGAAAGCGCAGGGCCUAUAACACCUUAGGCAAAUCCCACAUCGACAAAGCACGGGAGAGAUCCAUGGUUCAUAAGUAAGAAACUGACCGUAACUGACAAGACGAGUAUUUGGAUGUAAUGGAGGAGUUCUUGUGAGAAUUCCGAAGUUAAACGUGCUCACUGUGGAGUACAACUAGGAUGGGUGACCUUAUGGAAAAUCACCUUGAAUUGCACCCCAAGCUGAAAACCGUGAGGGUCGAGGCCCAAAGCAGACAAUAUCUUGCUCGGGAAAAGGUUCGAGAUUUUACAAGGCGCCUCCACUAAAUAUAAUAAUUAUUAUAUUAUUAUUAUUUAUAACCCGCAAUUGUAACCCCUCGUACGUAACCGUUAACCCAACUGUUCACGUAUUAGGGUCGAACCUAAAUUCAAAGGUCGGGGUGUUACAGGGCCUCUCCCUGUCCUCGUCGCUCCCGCACCUGGAAGCUGCCAAGGGCGAGGAAUUGCCAAUUAGUAAAGAGGGCGGCGGAUUAUUAUUAUUCAUUUUUGCAAUUUAAUUAAUUUUAUUAAAUAGG